AGUACAUUCUUUUGCUGCCUUUUCGCACACACAUAAUUCUACAACAAAAGGCAGGCAGCGAGCAUAAAGGGAAAAAAAAAAAAAAAAAACUUUAAAAUUAACACGGAAUAUACGGAAGUUUUUCUGUCAGUUCUAAAAAUCCUAGCGCCGCAGCCACACCCCCUGCAGCCGCCUGUAGCCCGACGUGUCGAAGUGGACACCGGAUCAACAACGUUGCAGUUAAAGCCAGAGCGCUAUGGUCACACCGCAAUCACCCGCACCCAUGUUCAACGGACUGGAUGAUGAUUUGUACAACGAUGCGAAGUUCGCGCACGAGAUUAACGACAAGAUGCGCGUGCCGAAGCGCAUUAAGGCGACGGGCGAGUUCUCCGAUGAGGAUCUGUUGCUGUCGAAUCAGAAUGGGAUGAUCAGUUCGUGGAAUUAUCAUGACAAGAUCGAUAUGAAUGUGCCAGAUCGGAUUGUGGUGCUGGGGCAUAAUCAGCAUUUGGAGACGCGCUCGGCGCCGCGUGAAAUCCAAUUGGAGAACUCCAUAUUACCCAAGAAUCCGUCAAUGGGCUUUCUGCGCGUCCAAACGCCGCCGCGCGUCAUCACACUCACCGAUCAUCAUUUUCCGUCAGCAUCCGAGGAAAGCUCACCACUCAAACCCAAUGGCAAUCUCUAUGGUCACAAUCUGGAUGGCGACAUGUACGACGACGACGACGACGAAGAUGCCCGUGCCACCCAAUAUGUGCGCUCCAAUGGCAACAUACGCAUGGGCUUUCACAACAGCAACGAUGCCAACUCCGUCGAAUCGGACUCGCAGCUCACAACGGGCAGCGCCAGCAAACGCUCCCAGCUGAUGCAGCUGCAGCAGCAGCAGCAGCAGAACAAUUUGGAUGCCUCGAUGCUGGCCCACCGCGAGGGCACGCCCAUGGGCGAAUUGACGCCGCACGAGGAGAUACUGUAUCUGCGUCGUCAGCUGGCCAAACUGAAUCGGCGCGUGCUCAACAUUGAGAUCAAUAACGAGCAGCGAAUGCAGCGCGAGAAGAUUGUCUAUUGCCUGGGACUGGCCUACUUUGUGCUGAAGACCAUCUUUUGGCUGAAUCGCUAGAGAUGGAGCCCGGGCUGCAGCCUGAUGGUGCUUUCCUUCGUUUGUUUUCCCUUUGCUGCAUACACACACGCAACGCUAGCCGGGAAAACUGAGCAGUUUUCAAUGUUUGCUUACAACUUUUAGUAAUUUUUUUUUUUUUUUUUGUUUGUAAAUGGCCACAAGAGAGAGACUUCGUUAGUUUUUUUUGCCAUAUUCGUUUUAAGUUAUGUAAUUAAAUAAGCACAACCUCGAUAUGUUUAUCCGUCGUGGAACCCAAAAAACAAAGCAUCAAUUUAAAUAAUUUUGUCAAUACAUCAAAUCGAAUUAAGUCAAAAUGCUUCUUCUUAUACGCAGAACCUGUACUUGUUGUUUUUGUGAACUGUCGCGACCUUGAACUCUUGUUGGUGUGUGUGUGUGUGUGUACCUUCCGAACCCAUCCAAAGCACGGAACUGAAAUAUUGUUUUAUAUACAUAUAUAUAUAUAUCUAUCGAUUUGUGAAUUAAUCUAAUGGCGCCUAAUUUUUAAAAUCACAUUUCAAAGUUGAUCUGAAUUCUCGUGUGCUUUUUGUUAAAUGUAGUUUUUAGCCCAAACAUUGUUAAACAUAAUCGCAUGGAGUAAUAUUUGAGCCCAACAACAUGAAACUAACGGUAUUUCUAUGCAAUAGAUAAAGAUACAUAACAUAAAACUUAAAA
Molecule: messenger RNA, 1762 nt
Organism: Drosophila virilis
Lineage: Eukaryota; Metazoa; Arthropoda; Insecta; Diptera; Drosophilidae
Gene: Tango11
Product: transport and golgi organization 11
Source: RefSeq, a predicted model, not a curated record